This is a messenger RNA of Oppia nitens, 1499 nucleotides long. RefSeq names its product hydroxymethylglutaryl-CoA lyase, mitochondrial-like. Bases 148 to 1368 code for a protein of 406 amino acids. Gene Ontology annotation, molecular function: hydroxymethylglutaryl-CoA lyase activity. Lineage: Eukaryota; Metazoa; Arthropoda; Arachnida; Sarcoptiformes; Oppiidae. The transcript is spliced from 6 exons. The record is from RefSeq and is a predicted model, not a curated record. Gene Ontology annotation, biological process: L-leucine catabolic process; ketone body biosynthetic process.
CUGUCUGUCACUACUAGUUCUCACUCUCUGUCAGGUCUCUCCCCCAGUGUUUCCCUCUGUUUCUCUCAAUUUUCCAGUAACUUUCACACGCCAUACCUCCCGUUCCCCAUAACAUCACUCUCUCAUAACAUUAAUGUCAGACUGACUAUGCGUUUGUUGUUCAGAGACCUGUCUGUAAUAAGUCGUAUAUUGUGUGCUAAUUGCAGUGCAAAAUAUAUGACAGUCGGCCACCAAAUCGGUAAAUAUCACGGCGUGUGUCGGCCACAGCAGCCACCUGUGCCUCAACAGUCACAGCACCGGCUGAUGUCCGCCGCACAGGCCGUGAACGACACCAACAAUACCGCCGCCAAUAAUAAUAAUAAUAAUAAUACCAACACAUCAUCCGUCGUCUCCAACAAUAAUACCAAUAAGUUUAAUGUCACACCAUCAAAACGAGUACCAAGUUUUGUAAAGAUAGUAGAAGUUGGACCACGAGAUGGCUUACAAAAUGAAAAGGAGUAUGUGCCGUCCGCCACAAAAGUUGAAUUUAUAUCCAAGUUAUCCCAAACGGGUCUAUCGGUAGUCGAGGCCACGGCCUUUGUUUCGCCCAAAUGGGUGCCACAGAUGGCCGACCACUCGCAGGUGAUGUCAUCUGUAAAUAAGUUUACCAACAAUUUGGUAGUCAAUUAUCCGGUUUUAGUUCCAAAUAUUAAAGGUCUGGAGGAUGCGAUCCGAACCGGUGUUAAAGAGAUUGCAGUCUUCACCACAGUUUCGGAGACUUUUUGUAAGACAAAUGUCAACUGUUCUAUAAAUGAAAGUCUUCAGAGGAUCGAUGAAGUGAUCAAAAAAGCCCUCAAAAAUGAAAUCAGGGUUAGGGGGUAUAUAUCCUGUUGUCUGGGCUGUCCCUAUGAGGGACCGCAAAGUAGUGUAAAAGUAGCCCAAUUGGCGCACAAACUCUACCAAAUGGGUUGCUAUGAAAUCUCAUUGGGAGACACCAUAGGCAUCGGUACACCGGCUACUAUGCGGUCACUUCUCGAAGAAGUACUUAAACUCAUUCCCGUCGAUUCGGUGGCCGUUCACUGUCACGACACAUAUGGACAGGCUUUGGCCAACAUAUUGACGGCACUGGACUACGGCAUUAAUAUUGUUGACUCGUCGGUGGCCGGUCUGGGCGGCUGUCCAUUCGCUAAGGGAGCCACCGGUAAUGUGGCCACAGAGGAUGUCGUCUAUAUGUUACACGGAAUGGGCAUCAAAACMGGUGUCGACCUAACUAAGCUCAUGGAUGCGGGAAAUUUUAUAUGCAGUGCACUGAAAAAACAGACCAAUUCUAAGGUCAGUCACGCCAUGCAAACGAAGAUGGACUGCAAUCACAUUCAGAAGAGUUCUUGAGAUCGGUUUUUACUCAUUGUUUUUGAACGACAUUUGAGAAUAUCAUUAGUGAGGGAUCAAUGAAUUUCAUUAAUUAUUUGAUUAAAUUAAUAACAUUUUAAUAGCCAAUUGAUAAAACAAUACAAAUUAUG